AUGGAGGCCAAUAUCAAGUUAAUUACAGAGAAAGCAGAUAACUAUCACAAUCUUGGCUUCGACCUUAAUAAAACGGGCUCGUAUUUAGUCGCCUGUCCCACAUAUAAAGUCAAUGAUCAAGAGCAAUCCACCUCAAACCCAAACCAUAAUGAUCAUUACAACGGCCCGCACACUGAAACAGGUGCCUUACCUGAGUCAAUUCUUCCCAUUGAAAUAUAUCAGCAAAAAUCAGCGCAAAUUAUCAGCCAGUCAUCGGACAAUUCAAUGCCAUAUAGCCCACUAUUCGAUGUCGGCCGCGCAGAUGGUCCCGAUGAAAGUAGCGGUGAAAAUAUGGACACUCUAGACCAUGAUCAAAUUUCUAUUGACUCCGACAAUAGUUUUUGCCACCUAACUGGCAAUGCUCUCUUUUCAAUGGGCUCCGAUCUAACCACCUCUGAUAAUGAUAGCGGUGGCGAUGAUAAUGGAAACGAUUCACCUAGUCAUAGUAGUGGUGAACAAUCACAAUUGGCAUCUACACAUUUAAGCUUGAUCAAUAAUGUGGGUAUUAAUAGCACUCAUAAUUAUCCUGGUUUGGUAAGCAAAUCGAUCGACCCGUUGGUAAACAAACACCCGUUUGCUGAGGGCAAAGGCAGUGACGAUGAAAGAACAAUUAACUACACUACCGAUGUUUCACAACUUAUAGACAAUGAAAUGUACGACAUAUUGGGGGCAUUAAAGAAGGCACACGAUUCAGCACAUUUGGAAUGUAUGGAUGAGUUUAAUAAUGAUAUGAUUAGGAAAUUUCCCGCUGAAGUUCACGAAGAGUUCCGGCAAACACUGGACACCGCAUUGAAUGAGGAAAAAGUGAGUAUACUAUACGGUCGGGAAGCCGAGCAACACCUGAAUGGACACACGUUUGACAUCAAACACAUUAUGGGAAGGGAUGUGACGGACGAUGCGCUCAAUCGCUAUCCCUUUGAUUUUGUGGACAAACGGCACCCAAAAGAUAAAGUACUUUUAUACGCUAAUGAAGUGCCCAAUUCAGACACGUAUCUCAAAUAUAAACUGAGUCGCACCGACCCGUUCCCCAUCACUGUCCGCAUUACCGAAGGCCCCGAUUUGGUAAUCAAACAAUUUAUCAUGAACAAAUAUCCAGAACAGGGCUUUGCCUCAAAACAUUUGCUCGAAAGCGAGUUAAAUGUCAUAAUGAAUGAAUUAACUAAACACAUGAACAAUAUUGGACAAGAAUGGGACCGACAUUUGUUAUACAAUAUUGAUCAAAAUCAUCGAAAUAAACUCAAACUGGAACUGCUUAAUCAAAUCGAUCAAUAUAAGCUGAAAAACUAUCGCAACGCUCCGGGCUCAGGUAACCUAGGUAUUUACUUUGAACGCCGCCUGUUAAUGGCCGGCUAUUUUGAUCACGGUGUUGAGUUUGUGCCCGAAAACAAGAUUGAUAUUGAAAAGAAAAACACCCAGAGCAAAUACGCACGAAUUAAUAAUUGUAUCGCAUUUAACAAUGAAUUCCUAUUCGGGAGAAAAGCCAGAGACUAUUUGACGGACAGUUCUAACACCGAGUUUGAUGUGAAAGAGCUGUUGGGUAAGGAUCGGGUGGACCCCGAAAAGCUCAGUCAAUACCCGUUUGGCAAUUGGAUACAAAACCCACUCCGAGUUCGACUGCCGUCACCCGGUUAUAGCGGACAGGUUUACAGCCUAAACGCCGAGACACUGGUGGCCCUACAGGUGCUCGACAUUAAACACAGGGCCGAGAUAUUGAUGAAAAGUUGCACAGAGAAGGCUGUGUUCUGUGUACCCACCGGUUAUAAUAGUAAACAGAGGCGCGCUAUGCGUGAUGUGGGUAUAUUAUCCGGUAUUAAUUAUGUUCACAUCAUUAAUGAAAUGACUGCCGCAGCCCUGGCCUACGUUAUCGACUCUCCCCGUAAAUCAUUUGCCAAAGAGUUUAUAAUGAUAUUUGCCAUUCACCAAGAUCAGUUCGAAUGCGGGCUAAUUAAAUUAGGCAAUACAUUAAUUGAACAUUUGGUUUACGGUGUGGUGAACGAACUGAAUAAUUUCAGCGAAUAUCAUCCUGGUUGUUUCAAAGAUUACAUAUCAAAAACUCUGGAUAUACAAAGCUUGAUUAUGCGCGAUCUGAAUCGUGUAAUAUUGAUCGGAAAUUCAAAGAGACUGACCGAGUUUAAAGACCUGAUUGCAGCUACAUUUACCACAGAAAUUACGGGCAAACAUAACAUAAUAUAUAAAUGCGAUCCGACAGACGUUAUAGUCAAGGGAACCGUAUAUUACGGACUUCUGAUGGACAAAAGGCUGGACACCAUUGAUAUACAUGAAAUCGUGAGGGCAGACAUCAAACUGUUGGUACAUAAAAAUAAUGACCAGCAAAUGGUUAAGGAACUUAUCCCUAUUAACGCCAAACCUAAUUCUUAUCGCGAGGCCAAUAAGUUUUUAAUUAAACUCAGUGGCAAUAGUUUUCCCAUACAGUUGUGUCUCAAUGAGGGCGACGCCACUGUUAAGACGUUUAAAGUAGACAAACCAGAGGGCUCGUGGGCGGGCAAUAUAAUAUCUCCAUUGAUUGGGCUGCCCAUACAGUAUCACAUGGAUCAGUCAACUUUCGACGUAUACAUUACGGCCACUUUGAAAAAAAUGGUAGGUUUGAGAACGUUAGUAGAUCUCGCCGAUCGGCCUGAGAGAUACGGACUCAAUUCCCAGUGUAUCAAUGCUCAGCAUAAAAUAUUACGCGAGCUUGGUGCAUUUUCUAACAUUGUGCCCGUACAAAGUACAUCAGCCCCCAACCGCAUCCAACCAAGUGCUCAAAGGCCGAGUGCGACGGCUCAGAGACCGCUUGCCCGACAAGCAUCGACACCAGGCACGUUUAACGCACCCAAUCCGGUGGCGAUGGGCACAUUCGCGGCCACAUCGGCCCCGACAGGCGAUCGAAUCCAGGAAUUUAGCAAAUUGUGCGCUGAUAUUAGGACCCGACUCGAGACGUGCGGUGCGAUCGCCACCAAAAAGCGAAAUAUUUUGCAAAAGCUGUCGGAUUGUGAGAAAAGUGUGACACAAAAUGUCAAUACUUUGGACAAACAAAAGGAGGAAUUGUUGCGAUUAAUUGACAAAUAUCAAUUGACUGAUAAAUUGAUCAUUGUUUAA
Medioppia subpectinata is the source of this 3138-nucleotide messenger RNA. The record is from the annotation of a GenBank genome assembly. NCBI's taxonomy places the organism in Eukaryota, Metazoa, Arthropoda, Arachnida, Sarcoptiformes, Oppiidae.